GACUGUCCGCAGCCAAAACAUAAUCAACCCCCACCUGCUGCGGCCCCAGUGGCCCUGAAUCAGGGACGAGUGGCCGCAUUAAUGGAUACGGCUCAAGGUGGAGAGCUCAUGGCAUAUGCCCCAGAAUCGCCUUCCCCCUCGAUGACAAUGGCAUCGACAUCGAGAGCUUCUUCUUCUGACGCUGCUGACGUGGUCGAUCCACUUGAGUAUCUUCACCUCGCAGGCAUGAUCGGAGCGAUCCGAUCGGCCCCUGAUGAUCUCGAAUGGGUCGUUCGCGAAUCCAAUCCUGGUCCGCAGUAUCGAGCGGGAGAAAUUGAUGUAUUGAGAACGCUUAAGCAACUGGAUAUUCAUGUUCCAAUCCCGGUGGGACAUCUUCUCACCAUAUCUGAGGCGACCAACGAUAAACUUUUGCAACAUUGUCAGAAAAAUCAAAAGCGCUUCACCUAUCAGCGCAUACAGCGAAUGUUAAAAAAAAAGGAAGAGAGCGAUGAAGUUACGCCGCCCGAACCCGAAACUGGCGAGCCCAAAGCCGCACGAAUAGCAGCGAUCUCUUUAGCAGAAAAGGAUCACUUCGUACGAUCUCGACCGGUGCUGUGGAAAAGCGCGAACUGUGAUUGUGAAGUUUGGGGCAAGCCGUUUAACGCCCUUAUCGACACAGGGUCUUCUGCAGUAGCUAUCUCAUUGGACACUCUCAAGAAGACGGAACGACUCAGACCCAUUUUUCCUCAAUCUGGCAAAGACAAUUAUGUCUCUGCCGACGAGGAAGCAAUGAACAUCGUAGGCAUUAUUGAGAAUGUGGCUGUAAAGGUUGGACGGGUGCAUGUCCUUGUUAACGCAUUCGUGAUAGAUGUGACGUGGACGCAGACCAGCGAGCAUCCUGGGUGGAUUGAGAAUUUGGAGCUGCUGAUCAUACAAGCUUGGAAGACCAACAUAGAGGGCGAUCUUCUCGGCUUUCUCUUUGGAUCGGUACGACCAGGCUGCCGCCAGUUGAUUGUGCAGGAGCUCAUCGCGCCGAUCGUCCAGUUGGCGGACGAUCUCUCGCCCGACAUCGUCUCGCAAAGCGACGACAACUCUGCCCCGCACGUCCUCAUGCGAACGUUGGAUCCGUAUCUUCAGUGGAGUGCGUGCUUGGAAGAGCCCGGGGACGAAGACUCCCUACCGUCACGACAGGAGUAUCUGAAGCCAUACGACAUCAUCGACCGCGCCUUCUAUCCGCAGGCUGAGGAAGUGGUGAUCAACGACGAUGAAGAAGACGAUGACGAGGAAACAUCGGAGGAGGGAAGCUAUAGCGAGUACAGUGAGGGAGAACAGAGCGAGGAAGAGGAGCUAGAAGAAGAAGAAGAGGAAGGAACCGGAUCGGAGUGGGAAGCCUUGCCGAAAGAGGCGACACGUACGGGUACCGAGGCGGAAGAUCCGGAGGCAGCAUGCAAGCGGGAGGAAAUUGCCACCGGAAAGCGCCAGUUGGAGUUCACCAGUGAAGCAACUCUGCGCAUCAGUGACGAUCCGACUCGGGAUCCAGAGCCGCUGAAGCCAGGAGAUGGCGACCCUGCAGCCGCCACCACCAGCACCCCACGGCGGAGACGGAGCCGAUCAUCCUCCUCCUCCUCCUCCUCCUCCUCCAGUCCCACCCGUCCCCCAAUUCGUCCACGUACGGAUGCGGGGGAUAGGCCUUCGUCCCCGGACCCUGUCCCACCGUCCCCUUGAUUACCUCACCCUCGAACAGAUCCACACCCCCGUCACCUUCCCCAACCACCCCUUCCUUCCCCAUCUCUUCCGCGA
Messenger RNA from Chara braunii, 1779 nucleotides. Lineage: Eukaryota; Viridiplantae; Streptophyta; Charophyceae; Charales; Characeae. The record is from the annotation of a GenBank genome assembly.